CUUUUUUUGGCUUCAGAAAAACUUAAAUGCAAUGGCCAUUGAAGGUGUUAUAUCAAAAAAGACCACCAUGCCUCCAUUGCCCAAAGAUGAACACAAAGAUAUUCAAGAGCAAAAACCUUUAGUUUUUGAUGCCUCUGUGCUUCAACACGAAUCAGACAUACCCACACAGUUCAUAUGGCCUGACCAUGAGAAGCCUAGUGCCAACACACUAGAACUUCCAGUUCCACUCAUAGACAUAGGAGGCUUCCUCUCCGGCGACCCUGUGGCGGCCAUGGAAGCAUCAAGGCUUGUUGGCGAGGCGUGUCGAAAGCAUGGUUUCUUUCUUGUAGUCAAUCAUGGUGUCGAUGCCAAUCUCAUAUCUGAUGCUCAUCGUUUUAUGGACUUGUUCUUUGAGCUGCCUCUUUGUGGGAAACAGAGGGCUAAGAGGAAGAUUGGUGAGCAUUGUGGAUACGCUAGUAGCUUCACUGGAAGGUUCACCUCCAAGCUGCCAUGGAAAGAAACACUUUCUUUCAGAUAUUGUGCAGAUAGAAACUCAUCCAAUAUUGUUGAAGACUAUCUCCGGAACACAAUGGGAGAAGAUUUUAUCCAAUUCGGGAGAGUUUACCAGGACUACUGCAAUGCCAUGAGUACCCUUUCUCUUGGAAUCAUGGAGCUCUUGGGGAUAAGCCUUGGUGUAAGCGGAGCCCACUUUAAGGAGUUCUUCGAAGAAAAUGAUUCGAUAAUGAGACUCAACUACUAUCCAAGAUGUCAAAAACCAGACCUCACUCUAGGAACAGGGCCUCAUUGUGAUCCAACAUCUCUAACCAUCCUUCACCAAGACACUGUUGGUGGUCUUCAAGUGUUCGUAGACAAUGAAUGGAGGUCCAUUCGUCCAAAUUUCAACGCCUUUGUUGUUAACAUAGGCGACACAUUCAUGGCUCUUUCAAAUGGAACAUACAAAAGUUGUUUGCACCGGGCUGUGGUAAACAACAAAACUCCAAGGAAAUCUCUUGCUUUCUUUUUGUGCCCAAAGAAAGAUAAGGUAGUGAGCCCACCAACCGAAUUGGUGGACACUAAGAACCCAAGAAUGUAUCCAGACUUCACAUGGCCGACACUACUUGAGUUUACACAGAAGCAUUACAGGGCUGACAUGAAUACCCUUGAAAGUUUCUCAAACUGGCUUCAACACAAACCAGCUGAAGUCUCGUAAAUAGUUGUCGUUUCAACUGGUGCUGACUGCUGAGCUUGUUAUAUAGUAUCUUUUCUGAAUUCUGAUUACAACGACACAUGAGAAAGGGAGAGAGAAAGCAGGGGGGAGAGAAGGGAUACAAUACAAAGGUUUGUUUUUGCCAGGUUUUGGAGGAAGCACAGGGGUAUAAACGAAAGAGAUCGAAGGCCGGUUUUUACUCUUAAUGGGUGUCGUUAAUCAGGAGUUUAAGUGAAAGGUAGAAGAGAUGAUAGAACGAACAAAUGAAUAAAACGCUACACGAGACAAUUUUAUAAGUUUCUUUGGUUCUCUCUCUGCUUAUAAUUGCC
This is a messenger RNA of Ilex paraguariensis (yerba mate), 1515 nucleotides long. Lineage: Eukaryota; Viridiplantae; Streptophyta; Magnoliopsida; Aquifoliales; Aquifoliaceae. The record is from the annotation of a GenBank genome assembly.